UACCACAUGAACACGAAAUGUCGCGUUUGGCCGCAACAUGCAAGUUCAGAUUGUCUAAAGUUCUCUGAUGAUACUCUUGUCAUUAGGCUGCCGAACAUGGGCGGUCACUUUUCUGUCUAUAUAAACAUUAGCCCAGCACACCUCUUGAGAUUAAUCACUCGCGCACAUGAUCAGGCACAGUGCACAUGUCUGAGCAGUCACAGUCUCGCCUAUCUGGAAUGAAAGCAGCUCAGUGAUGGAGUUCAGAGAACUGGGAGCAGACGACAGUUCUGAGGGCGAUAUGGAGGAUCUGGAUAGUGUAAAAGCCCUGACAGAGAAACUCAAACUUCAAACGCGCAGACCGUCGUACCUAGAAUGGAAGGAGCGACUGCAGGCUCGCCCGUGGACUGAUGCCAGACACAGUUCAAAUGUCAGCAGCCCAGGAUCUGUGGAGAAGGACACUCAGCUAGCCGACAUCUGGAAAGAUGGGAUGCCUUAUAAGAAUAUAUGCGGCUUUGAUACUAUAGACGACGCGUUAGAAUGGCUCAGAAACGAACUGAGGGAGAUGCAGAUGCAGGAUAACCGUCUCGCACGGCAGUUGAUUCGCUUACGCGUGGAGAUCCACAGGUUGAAGGUGGAGCAGGUGUGUCACCGUCACAAAGAGAUGCUGGAUGAUGCCACGUAUGAGCUGGAGGAGUGCGAGGAGGACUCAGACCUGCUGUGUGACAUCCCCAUGAAAGCUGCCUUCACUCUGUCCACCCCUCUCAAACAUCUUGGUCUCACCAGAAUGAACCUCAACUCCAGACGAUUCUCACUCUGUUGAGAGGCACGGCGAUGAGAGACGCCCCUCAAGAAAAUUUCUGUUACUUUUGCUGACACUGCAUGGAAACCAAAGUUUUGUUUCAUUUCAGUGUUAAAAUUGGACCAUAGCAAAAAAAUAAAAACCAAAAAUCACUUUCAGUAUUCUUCAAAUCACUAAGCCUUAUUGAACUUUGUUUGACUUGACCACAGGUGGUCAUAUCUGGAAAUGCAGUAGCCAGCACUAGUCUAUACCACUUGUGAAGGCGGACUCAACACAGGUCUGAGAAAGUCGCCAGAGUUGGAAAAAAGUUUAUAUUUACAUUUGAAAAUAGCUGAACUGAUCUGAAAAUCAAGAGGAACCUGCUUCUGUGUCAAAAGGCAUGAAAUUGGCACACUCUCAUGAGUGUUCCUGACUGCUCAGGGGAGGGAACACUCUCUCGUCAGCUUGGCUCUGAUCCCGAGCAGCAGCCUUACAGGAAGUAUGAGUUUGUGUUCAGGCAUUUUCUCACCUUGUCUCUUAAAACCUAAAAAUAACCCCCACUCUUCAGCUCAGAGCUGCAACAACUGAAAAGC
Molecule: messenger RNA, 1353 nt
Organism: Sinocyclocheilus rhinocerous
Lineage: Eukaryota; Metazoa; Chordata; Actinopteri; Cypriniformes; Cyprinidae
Product: protein FAM167A-like
Exons: 2
Coding region: 236-802 (188 amino acids)
Source: RefSeq, a predicted model, not a curated record